CGAGGGUGUUUGCAGUUGUUAAAGAGGAGAAGCAAAAACCUUAUCUCUACACUGCACAGUAGCAACUACCAAUGGCCGCCUCUACCCAUCUCUUAUCCUUAACCCCACGCACCCUCUCCCUACACCUACACCACCACCACUCCUCCGUUCCUUCUCUCUUCACGCCCUCUUCCAUCAAAGCCCUCCCAAAACUCCUUCUUGCCGUCACCAGCCGCGCUUCCAUUUUCGCGCGGAACGUGGCUCUCUCGGAGGAGGGAACCCCCUACUUGGGCGGCGCUGAGGCUGAGACUGAGACUGAGGUGGAGGACACUCCGGAUUUGAAGCUCUUUGUCGGGAAUUUGCCCUUUAGUGUUGACAGUGCUGCGCUUGCCGACUUGUUUCAACAAGCUGGAGGUGUGGAGGAGGUUGAGGUUAUCUAUGACAAGGCUACGGGAAGAAGUCGGGGUUUUGCCUUCGUGGUGAUGUCUUCGGUUGAGGAAGCUGAAGCUGCAGUUGAACAAUUCAAUGGAUACGAACUUGAGGGCAGAGCUUUGCGUGUAAACUCUGGACCACCACCACCUAAAAGGGAAAGCUCCUUUGGAGGACGGGAACGAUCAAGCUAUGGGAACUCCUCAUUCGGAGCUCCCAGGGGGGGCCGUGAACGAUUUGGUAAUACCAACAAGAUUUAUGUGGGUAACCUUUCAUGGGAUGUGGACAACCUUGCUCUCGAGUCUGUGUUUAGCGAGCAUGGAGAUGUUCAGGAGGCUAGGGUGGUAUAUGAUAGAGAUAGUGGUAGAUCCAGGGGUUUCGGGUUUGUUACCUACAGCUCGGCCGAAGAGGUCAACAGAGCUGUUGAGUCAUUGGAUGGCACAGAACUGGAGGGUCGACCUAUUCGAGUUAGUCCUGCUGAAGACCGUCGUUAAAAUUUAAAAGAUAAACAGUUUUGAUCCCGCGAACUAUCGAUCAUGCUUUAGUCAUUUGUGAAGCAGAGUGUCGCACAUGCUGUUUCGUGAAGUUGAUAUGAAGUGGAACUACACACUCAAGUUGCAACCAAGUAUUCAGCUUCUGCAUUGUUGCAACUAGUGUCUGCAAUCGCCUGCGUGAUUCAUAAUAUGUAAUCCACUAGUUAUUUUGUUUUAACAAUGAGCGCUUGUUGGCACUUGGCAUUUUGGUUGGAAUGAAUUGUAAUCUCAUUUGUUUA
This is a messenger RNA of Salvia hispanica, 1180 nucleotides long. Its product is annotated as RNA-binding protein CP29B, chloroplastic-like. The record is from RefSeq and is a predicted model, not a curated record. Gene Ontology annotation, molecular function: mRNA binding. Gene Ontology annotation, biological process: chloroplast rRNA processing. Gene Ontology annotation, cellular component: chloroplast thylakoid membrane. Lineage: Eukaryota; Viridiplantae; Streptophyta; Magnoliopsida; Lamiales; Lamiaceae.